AUGGGUCUGCGAGCCUUACAGACAGCGCGGCGUGGGACAGGUGAGUUAGUGUUAGCGAGGACCCGGCGUGUGAAGCGCGCGGCGUCUCCCCCGUCAGGAGGCGCUAACAAGAAUAGACGCCCCAACUCACUCGGCGUAACCUCAACACCGCCGUCCAAACCCUCGUCAGGAAGGCCGUCCCCAGCGCGCUCCCCUGUGCCCAAGAAGACAGGCGGUGUGAACAAGGCCUCCACGCCCCCAGGGAAGAGCGUCACGUGUGCCCAAGGUCCUGUCUUGGCCACGGAGGCGCGUAGUAAGGUCCGCCCCUGUGGUUGCUCCCGACGGCACGGCGCGGGUCACCACCAUCCGCCGGAGACGCCGAAGGAACCUAUCCGCCGCAAGCCCAAGACAGAGCCGCCCGUGAAGGCCUCGUCGCCGCUCCCCGCCAAGCCGCCCAAGCAGACGUGCCUCGCGCCGCUCAUGGCCUUGCCCGAGAAGACUGGCAGCAACAGAUACGUGACCACCCUGACGUGGGUCCCCAAGCAGACGUCCUCCGCCUACUCCACCACUGUCAUCGUGUCCAACCGGGACCCAGCCUUCUCCGAGGUCAUAUGCAUCAAGCAGCGAGGAAGGUGUCCCGACAACCUGGCUGAGGCACGGAAGCACUGAGGGGCCGCUGCUCCUAUGAGGACUUCAUGUGUCUUCCUCUCCUUCUUGGGUGGAGGGGAACGGUGUACUGAAGAGGUCUCGUCAGGGUCUGAAAUAGUCAUUAUUUCAUGAGAUCUGACUAGACUUUCCUUUUACCACACUCCUAUCUGUGACUGGAGAAUACGAAUGGCAGCAAUAACUUUAACUGGCAAACUCCUUCAAUGAAAGUGUCAUUCUUGAUCUUUAGCAACCCUUUCUUUCCAUUCAGGAGUCCUGCCCAAGACAUUAUGAGUAAGGUCACAAAAAUUACUAUUCUCUCCUGAAAUGACACAAGUAAUCUAUCAAUAUUCAGGACUCGGACAAUAAAGAUCUUUAAUAAUACAUAGUCUGUCCAACCAUGAUGCACCCCUCCCUAACAGCUAUUACAUGGCUUGCUUGGCUGUAUCACUUACAGCCUUACCAAAAGAGCUGACAUAAUCUCAUAGAAUUGAAUACAGCCAAGCCAGCCACUCGAUGACUGUUAGGAAGGCAUGACUGAAGAUAUAUCAAGAUUAAACAAAGUAUGGUAAUAUUAAAACGAAUAAACUAAAUGAAUGACUUGUCACUUAUAAGAAUGUACAGUAAACCCUUGAUUAUGCAAUUAUAAUGGACUGGAAACUAACUAUAAACAAUAUCUAUCAGGAAAAUGCUGGUGGUGCAGUGGAAUUCAAAUAUCUUAGAACCUUAUCAGGGAAACUGAGAUCUGUGGAGACAAGAUUUUACUGUACAAAACCACGUUCCUUCUGUGACAUUGAAAAGCAUGAAGCCACCCUGUACACACUACAAAUGAUCUGUGACCAAUAUUAAUUAAUUAUGCCUUGGCAGGACUUGCCCUAACACCAGACAAAAUGGUAUACAAAUUGACUAUUAUAAAUAUGUGUGGUGUAGAGACUUAACAGAUUAAUUAUGAUAUUUACCUCUCAAACUUAUCUUUUGUUCAUACAUAAUGUCUGCAAUGGCCUUUAUGUACAUUCCUAAUUUUCUUAUCUAUUGAAUUAAGUAUGUUCCUGCAGAUGUGCUUUUCUGCAGUCCUCCAUGUGAUAAAUUAUCCAUGUAAAGAUGUAUUACAGUGUAUAACCUACAUUAUAUAUAGUGGCUGAAUUACUGCUUACUAGGUGCUUAAUAUUGUUUGUGAAGCUGUGUGGGAAGAUUAGCUAGGAUGCAAACUUUAUCGAAUUACCUCAGCAAAUAAACUUUUUAACUUGGAA
Eriocheir sinensis (Chinese mitten crab) is the source of this 1874-nucleotide messenger RNA. RefSeq lists its product as uncharacterized. Bases 1 to 648 code for a protein of 215 amino acids. Lineage: Eukaryota; Metazoa; Arthropoda; Malacostraca; Decapoda; Varunidae. The record is from RefSeq and is a predicted model, not a curated record. The transcript is spliced from 6 exons.